Neltuma alba is the source of this 691-nucleotide messenger RNA. Its product is annotated as DNA-binding protein DDB_G0278111-like. Gene Ontology annotation, molecular function: DNA binding. The transcript is spliced from 7 exons. NCBI's taxonomy places the organism in Eukaryota, Viridiplantae, Streptophyta, Magnoliopsida, Fabales, Fabaceae. Gene Ontology annotation, cellular component: cytosol; nucleus. Bases 156 to 542 code for a protein of 128 amino acids. The record is from RefSeq and is a predicted model, not a curated record.
AAAAGGGCAAUCGCGUAUUACAAACGCGACCUCUAAACAAAAGGCCUUUCGUGGUUCAGUUGGUGAGGAGGUUGCUCCAUCCUACUACUCGUCCUAGGUGGUGAAUCGGGAAGUUCACUUUCGGUUCUCUAGGGUUUACUCUGCUUAGCUUACCAAUGGCUGAUCCUGAGUUAGAAGCAAUCAGAAAGAGAAGGAUGCAGGAGCUUAUGGCUCAGCAAGGCAUGGGAAGUCAACAAAACUCUGAACAGCAGAAGGCUCAGGAGGAUGCUAAGAGGGAGGCGGAGGAGCGAAGACAAAUGAUGCUCAGUCAGAUAUUGUCUGCUGAGGCUCGAGAAAGACUUGCUCGAAUUGCUUUGGUGAAACCUGAGAAAGCAAGAGGUGUUGAAGAUGUCAUAUUGAGAGCUGCUCAAAUGGGGCAGAUAACAGAAAAGGUUUCUGAAGAAAGACUCAUAUCAUUGCUGGAGCAGAUAAACAACCAAACAACCAAGCAGACGAAAGUUACUAUACAAAGGCGUCGCAGUGUCCUUGAUGAUGAUGAUUAGCUGUUGCUAUGAUAUCCCUUCGAAAGGUGUGCGGAGUAUUAAUAUGAUGCUUUAUUGUGCAUUAAACCACACAGUAUAUCGUUUGAGUUGCAAGACAUAUAUGUUUCAGUUUAUGAUUUUGAAUUUUUGCCCCUUGCCAGUUCGAAUUA